AUGAGGAAACAGCAGUCUAGCAGCAGCAAACAUGAAAGCUCCAAGCGACAAAAGAUGGGAACACAGGGCAAGUUUGGGACCAUGAUGCUUCUGUGUCUUCCAUUCCUGACAACGGAUGUGUCUGCCUUUGCUCCAACUCAUCUCUUUCUCCAGCCAUCAUUAUUUGCUGGGGUGAAUACUGCUCUUUGGGAACAGCGAAGAUCUACCAGUAAUAGAAAUUCAGAUGGUUCUCAAAAGCAACGGUCACGACGACGGCGACCAACUACUGAAGGUACUGGUGGAACUGGUAGAAACAACAAUAGAAACUCCAACAACAAAAACGGCAAGCGAUCCUAUCGAGUGAGCAACGAGGAAGCCAGACCCAUUCUGACGAAUUACGACGCCAACACGUCUCCCCAAGUCAAUCAAGAACGGUUGCAUCGCGCCACCAUUGACUGCGGCCAUUUCGACACGUGUUCGGGAUGUUCCGUUCAGACCAAAAUCGCCAACAUUCCCACCAUUCAAUCGGCACAAUCCUUCUUUUCCAGUCCGUGGAUUCGUCAAUCCAUACUAUACGACUCGUAUGACAAUAAUGACGACAAUUUCUAUCAAGUGGUUGUUCCAUCGCCACUCACAUCGUGGCGCACUCAAGCCAAAUUGGUGGCGGCCCCCAAAUCGUCGGCGUGGUCCAAUGAUGGGAUCCAGUUGGGACUGUAUCGCUCCAAAAGCCAUCAAGUCGUGGCCAUUCCUCAGUGUGCCGUCCAUCAUCCGUCCAUUAAUCGCGCCAUGGAAACACUCGAACAAGCCACCGCGAAAGCGGGCAUUGUAGCGUACUCAUCUGCCAAACGCGAAGGAGCAUUGCGCUAUGUCCAAUUCCAAGUGGAACGGACUACCGGAAAAGUCUCCAUGACAUUGGUCUGGAAUGCCGAAACCAUCAAACAAACACAACCGGCAUUGUCGCGACUUGUCAAGGAAUUGCAACGACUCGACCCUGAUUUGUGGCACUCUGUCUGGGUCAAUUGCAAUGAUAGUACAGGCAAUAACAUCCUGGCGCGAAAUCCCAAUCGGUGGCAUCGAAUAACCGGUCCUGAAUUCUUGCGAGAACCAUUGCCUGUCGGUGACAAGGGAUGGCUCUACUUUACUCCACUGACAUUUCGACAAGGCAAUUUGGAUGGAUUUGAUAUUCUCGCCAAUGACGUUGCGAGCCUGGUGCCCGAGAAUGCCAAAGUCUGUGAACUCUAUGCUGGAGUGGGAUUAUUGGGGCUCUCGGCAUUGGCGCAUCAGGCUACUAAUGAUGAAAAUGGCCUGUAUUGGUUGCGAUGCAGUGACGAGAACCCAUCCAAUGCACGAUGCUUUGAACGAGCCGUGGAUUCUUUACCACCUGAUUGGGUUGGCAGAGGGAACCGUCACGACCGGAAAAAGCCACAGGAAGAGGAAAUCACCAUUGCACAACUCAUGGAACGGAUGCAAUCGGGAGAUGCCGUCCAAGCGGAACCACCCGUCGGAGAUAAAACCAGCUACAUGGUAGCCUCGGCGGCAAAGGCGUUAAAGUCAGGACAAGCCCUGGGGGCCAAUGUCAUUAUCGUAGAUCCUCCACGAAAAGGAUUGGAAUUCGAGGUUCUGGACGAGUUGUGCAAACCCAUCGAUCGGCAUCAAGACUCUGUGGAAGACGUUUCCAUGCUGACCAUUCCCGAUGAAAUGGCUCGAUGGACCAACGAUGCGCGAACACUCAUCUAUGUGAGCUGCGGAUUUGAAGCAUUGGCACGAGAUGCCGAGCGACUCUUGACGAGCAAAGCGGGAUGGAAACUCGAAAGUGCCACGGGUUACAUUUUGUUUCCAGGCAGUGAUCAUGUGGAGACAGUUUGUGUGUUCCAGCGAGACUAG
Messenger RNA from Seminavis robusta, 1863 nucleotides. NCBI's taxonomy places the organism in Eukaryota, Bacillariophyta, Bacillariophyceae, Naviculales, Naviculaceae. The record is from the annotation of a GenBank genome assembly.